Messenger RNA from Schizosaccharomyces cryophilus OY26, 1870 nucleotides. RefSeq names its product protein phosphatase type 2A. The transcript is spliced from 3 exons. Gene Ontology annotation, cellular component: nucleus; protein phosphatase type 2A complex; cytoplasm. Gene Ontology annotation, biological process: mitotic spindle organization. NCBI's taxonomy places the organism in Eukaryota, Fungi, Ascomycota, Schizosaccharomycetes, Schizosaccharomycetales, Schizosaccharomycetaceae. Gene Ontology annotation, molecular function: protein tyrosine phosphatase activator activity; peptidyl-prolyl cis-trans isomerase activity. The coding region runs from base 743 to 1717 and encodes 324 amino acids. The record is from RefSeq and is a predicted model, not a curated record.
CCAAGUCUAAAUAUAAAAAAAAUAAUUAAUAAGUAAUGGAUUGACCUGGUGUAUACGAAACUGUCCCAUAUCUUGACAAGCAGAAGCAAUGAGACAACCUUUGUUCAUUUCACCGAUCAAUUACAUGUUCCGCAAUUGUUAAUAUAUUUUUUUCAAAGUGCAGAACUUAUAUACUGCGAGUUAAAACAGAAAUAAAUGCCCUACACAUUGUCAACCAAAUAUACUUGUCUAUGUUUACUAACGCACUCUAAGUCUCCAUCGAUAGUAAACAAAAGCGUGUCUUUCUGCCAGAGCAUGCUGGAAUACAAAUAGAAAAGGCAGUAUAUUUUACAAGGAAUGUGGGUUUGAACGUAAUGCUCAACAGGCGAAUCUUCGCUUGUUUUGUAUGAUAGAUCUGGUUUAGACCACAAAUGACAAGCACUGUCCGUCUUCAAUUUAAAAAUAUACUUCUAUAAUGUUAGAAAUUGAAUGAAUUACGAUAAUACAUUAAAGGAGACCGUUUGUUUGUCAGAGGCUAUGUGUUAAAGAACUUACGUCCCUAUGAAGAAACCAUCUACAAAGUAUAGAUUUCCUCCAAUUUUCUAGGAUUCCCUGGAUAUUCAUAGGUUUAAGCAUAAAAUUUGGAAAUUCAUUAUUUUAUUUAUUGAUCUAUUGAUCUAUUGAAAUAGACUCUUGUUUCUCGUUUUUCAAAAAACAUAUUUGCACUAUUUCUAUAAUACUUAGGUCAGACCUGCCAGAAGUCAUGAAAGAACUGCCAAGAGAAAAAAUUGAGGAACUAGACAAUGAGACGUUUGAUAAAGUUAGCGAAUUCAGACAGCCUGAAAAACUCAUUAACGAGGCAAAAGAUAUGCAGCAUUUUCGAAUGUCCAAGGCAUAUUUUCGGAUUGUUAGCUACAUUCAAGCAUUAAACGUUGCUUGCGUGGGUAUAAAGGACUAUCAUGUACAUUAUUCCAGCAGAGUUGCCAAUGUUCUAGAUGUACUGGAGCAAGUUCAGGAAAUUACAGAAUCCGUCCCUCUUGAGCCUGGAAGACAUCGCUUUGGAAAUCCCGCAUUUCGGAAAUGGCAUGCAAAGUUAAUGGAAAGUGCACCUACGAUGUUGGAUACAAUUGUUCCAUCUUCCUUAGGCGCCGCCCAAGUAGAAUUACUGGAUUACUUUCUUGGUUCUUUUGGAAAUGCGCAAAGAAUAGAUUUUGGGACAGGGCACGAGCUAAAUUUUUUGGGUUUUUUGAAAGGACUAGAUUUACUCAACCUUCUAACAUACGAAGAUUGCGCCGCUGUGGCCUUGUAUGUUUCGCAUACGUACCUUGAAGUUUGCCGGAGACUAGUCCAGAAAUAUCGGUUGGAGCCAGCGGGAUCACAUGGUGUUUGGGGACUUGAUGACCACUUUUUCAUUCCAUACAUAUUUGGAUCGGCACAGCUGGCAUCUCCCAGUGGUAAUGUCUUGGGUUUACGACCUAGUGCAAUCCUUGAUAAAGAACUUACUGCGGAACUCUCAAAAUCUAAUUUAUAUUUCAGUGCAAUUGAAUUUAUUAACGUUAUGAAAAAAGGUCCAUUUUAUGAGCAUUCCCCCAUACUUUACGACAUAACAGCUGUUCCUUCAUGGUCGAAAGUCAAUCAAGGAUUGUUGAAGAUGUACGAUGUUGAGGUUCUCAGUAAAUACCCCGUCGUCCAACAUUUUCAUUUUGGCAAGCUCUUCCCUUUCCAUAAAUUUAUUUAAAUUAGAUGGAGAAGGAUGUACGUAAAAACUUCAUCUUUACAAGAAAAGGAGUGCUCAUAUCACACGACUAAAAUAGGUAUAAUGUCAUUUUGCAGAAGAUAAAAUGAAUGUCGAAUUUCUAUUUUUUUGUCUUUUAUUUUUUUAUUUCAAUAA